GCCAAGAAUCAGAAGAAGACGAUUCCGAAUGAAGGAUAUGUGAUAGAGCAGUGUGUGGAGCACAAAGAUGUUCACCUUCGUCAUAAAUGUUUAUAAUUUCGGGGCAUGAAAUAAGUUGUUAAUGAGAGCAGCAUGAGGACUGUGCUGAGGCUGAAGCGGCUAAUGCCAGAAGUGAUGUGGACCGUAUGGGGAAACAGAUCCUGCUCAAACUCUUCCAUCCGGAGACUGGAGUCAAACACAUCCAUCCUUAAACAUCUUAUUUCCAAAAUCACUGCCACAGGCCCAAUUUCAGUAGCCGAGUAUAUGAGGGAGGCACUCACUAAUCCAGUGUCGGGAUAUUACGUGAAAAAUGACAUGCUUGGAGCAGGAGGUGAUUUUAUUACGUCACCAGAAAUCAGUCAGAUUUUCGGUGAGCUGUUGGGUGUCUGGUGUGUCAGUGAGUGGAUGGCAGCGGGGAAAUCCAGUGUGUUCCAGUUAGUGGAGCUCGGACCAGGUAGAGGUUCAUUAGCCAGUGACAUCCUGAGGGUUUUCAGUCAGUUAAAAGCUGUCCUGGGAGAGACAGAAAUCUCUGUUCAUCUUGUGGAGGUCAGCCCAAAGUUAAGCCAACUUCAGGCCAAAUGUCUAACUGGAAAUCAGACUUGGACAUGUAAUGAUGAUCAGCCUGUUUACCGCAGUGGGACCACAUGUACUGGCCUGCCUAUAUACUGGUACCACAGGAUAGAGGAUGUCCCGAGGGGUUUUAGUGUCUUCCUUGCCCAUGAGUUUUUUGAUGCAUUACCCAUUCACAAGUUUCAGAGAACAGAGAAAGGCUGGCGGGAGGUGAUGGUUGAUAUUGAUCCUGAAAGUCCAGAAAAACUGAGAUUUGUGGUUUCUCAAAGUCCUACACUGGCCUCCAGCAUGCUUAUACAAAAAGAUGAAAACAGGCAGCAUGUGGAAGUGUGUCCAGAAGGUGGAGUCAUUGUUCAGAAACUGGCCAAUCGGAUUGCUGAUGACGGAGGCGCAGCAUUGAUUGUAGACUAUGGGCAUAAUGGAACAAAAACUGAUACUUUCAGAGGCUUUAAAGGCCAUCAACUCCACAAUGUCUUGGAGGCACCUGGCAUGGCAGACUUGACAGCAGAUGUGGACUUCAGUUACCUGAGGAAAAUUACAGGAAAUCAGGUGACCUGCUUGGGACCCAUCACACAAAGAUCCUUCCUGAAGAACAUGGGCAUUGACUCCCGCCUGCAGGCCCUCCUGAAGAGCUGUCAUGACCCCUCCACCAGAGCACAGCUCAUCAACAGCUAUGACAUGCUAAUCAGCCCUGAGAAAAUGGGACACAGGUUUCAGUUCUUCUCUAUGCUCAGUCGAGGUCGGUUGGCUCAAAGGAAAGGGAUGCAGAAGGACACAGCGCCGUUGCCCGUGGCGGGCUUUGCUGAGCUGAACAUGCAAUGAAAAGACUGUAAAUGGACAUGUUCUGAAAAACUAGACAACUAGAUGUAAUCUUGUGCUACAGACAUGCAUUAGACUGUACUGAUUGUUCAGUUGAGUUGAAAUAAAUACUUUAUUGUUUAA
Megalobrama amblycephala (Wuchang bream) is the source of this 1551-nucleotide messenger RNA. It is a transcript of the gene ndufaf7, whose product is annotated as NADH:ubiquinone oxidoreductase complex assembly factor 7. Gene Ontology annotation, molecular function: protein-arginine omega-N symmetric methyltransferase activity. The record is from RefSeq and is a predicted model, not a curated record. The transcript has 10 exons. Gene Ontology annotation, biological process: mitochondrial respiratory chain complex I assembly. Gene Ontology annotation, cellular component: mitochondrion. NCBI's taxonomy places the organism in Eukaryota, Metazoa, Chordata, Actinopteri, Cypriniformes, Xenocyprididae. The coding region runs from base 133 to 1431 and encodes 432 amino acids.